AAUAAGUUUACAGAGUAGAGAAGCUUUUAAAUUCGAAUCAGGGGCAAAUCCGUAAAAUAUUCCUUUUUUUUUUUCCUUUUUCCUCACUACUUUAUAUCUCUAACCUUUAACUUUUUUUUUUCUUCUUCUUCUUCUUACUCUUCGUCUUCUUCUUCCUCCUCUGUGUCUGUUCAUCGGAAAAGGAGAUUUUGUUUUUUUGUUUUGUUUGUGUGGCGGCGUAGCCAUGGCGGAGAUAAGUCAUCCUCCAAUGGAACAGCUUCAAGACCUUGAAUAUUGCAUCGACUCUAACCCUCCUUGGCCCGAGACGGUGUUACUAGCAUUCCAAAACUACAUACUAAUGCUUGGAACAAGUGCUUUUAUACCCGCAUUGCUCGUUCCAGCUAUGGGUGGCUCUGAUGGGGACAGAGCGCGGGUUAUACAGACAUUACUCUUUGUAGCUGGUAUCAAAACACUUCUUCAAGCUCUCUUUGGUACAAGGUUGCCUGCUGUUGUUGGAGGCUCUCUUGCUUAUGUUGUCCCUAUUGCUUAUAUCAUCAAUGACUCUUCUUUGCAAAAGAUAUCUAAUGAUCAUGAGAGAUUUAUUCAUACAAUGCGUGCUAUACAAGGGGCGUUGAUUGUAGCAUCAAGCAUACAGAUUAUUCUAGGAUAUAGCCAAGUUUGGGGUCUUUUCUCAAGGUUCUUCAGUCCUCUAGGAAUGGCACCGGUUGUCGGAUUGGUUGGUCUCGGGAUGUUUCAGCGAGGAUUUCCUCAGCUCGGGAACUGCAUCGAGAUUGGACUACCGAUGCUAUUGCUUGUCAUUGGACUAACCCAAUAUCUAAAACAUGUUAGACCAUUUAAAGAUGUCCCAAUCUUUGAAAGAUUUCCGAUAUUGAUCUGUGUUACAAUUGUUUGGAUCUACGCUGUAAUUCUGACCGCAAGUGGUGCUUAUAGAGGCAAACCAUCACUUACACAGCAUAGUUGUCGAACAGACAAAGCUAAUCUUAUUUCAACAGCUCCAUGGUUUAAGUUUCCAUACCCUCUCCAGUGGGGACCUCCUACAUUUUCAGUAGGCCAUUCGUUUGCUAUGAUGUCUGCGGUUCUUGUAUCCAUGGUCGAGUCUACUGGAGCUUACAUUGCGGCUUCAAGAUUAGCUAUAGCCACGCCGCCUCCUGCUUAUGUAUUGAGUAGAGGCAUUGGAUGGCAGGGCAUUGGUGUAUUGCUUGAUGGUCUAUUUGGAACAGGCACAGGCUCUACUGUUCUAGUUGAAAAUGUAGGACUUCUAGGGUUAACAAGAGUUGGUAGUCGUCGUGUUGUUCAAGUAUCUGCAGGCUUCAUGAUUGUUUUCUCAACAUUGGGCAAAUUCGGAGCUGUUUUCGCAUCGAUACCAGUCCCGAUAUACGCAGCGUUGCACUGCAUCCUCUUCGGCCUUGUUGCUGCGGUUGGUCUCUCAUUUCUUCAGUUCACAAACAUGAACUCAAUGAGAAACCUAAUGAUCACCGGACUUUCGCUCUUUCUCGGAAUCUCCAUACCUCAAUUCUUCGCUCAGUACUGGGACGCUAGACAUUACGGAUUAGUUCACACAAACGCAGGAUGGUUCAACGCAUUCUUGAACACGUUAUUCAUGUCACCAGCAACAGUUGGUCUAAUCAUUGCAGUAUUCAUGGACAACACAAUGGAAGUAGAGAGAUCAAAGAAAGAUAGAGGCAUGCCUUGGUGGGUCAAGUUUAGAACUUUCAGAGGUGAUAAUCGUAAUGAAGAGUUCUACACUUUGCCUUUUAACCUCAACAGAUUCUUCCCUCCUACAUAGUUAGUAAACUUAAUCAAUAAUAAAACUUUGAUUGGUUUAUGAUUAUUCUUUUUUGAUUAAGUGGUCUCUAAUUUAUAACCAUCGUUGGAAGUAGAUUACUUCAACAUUCAAUUUUAUCACUUUUUUUUGUCUGUAGAUUCAAUAAAGAUCAUUAAUUUAAUAAUUGUUAUAGAUUUAUUCAUUAGACUUCUGUU
Molecule: messenger RNA, 1980 nt
Organism: Arabidopsis thaliana (thale cress)
Lineage: Eukaryota; Viridiplantae; Streptophyta; Magnoliopsida; Brassicales; Brassicaceae
Product: Xanthine/uracil permease family protein
Exons: 13
Coding region: 224-1786 (520 amino acids)
Biological process (GO): transmembrane transport
Cellular component (GO): membrane
Molecular function (GO): transmembrane transporter activity
Source: RefSeq, marked reviewed